Molecule: messenger RNA, 1852 nt
Organism: Toxotes jaculatrix (banded archerfish)
Lineage: Eukaryota; Metazoa; Chordata; Actinopteri; Toxotidae
Gene: marveld3
Product: MARVEL domain containing 3
Exons: 4
Coding region: 97-1071 (324 amino acids)
Cellular component (GO): membrane
Source: RefSeq, a predicted model, not a curated record
GGAAAUCUCAAACACAGGAAGUUGUGGAAAGAGAAGGUAGAUUGUUUUCUCGGCGGUAACGAAAACAAGACCACAUUAAGGACAUAAUCAAGGAAGAUGCCGGAGAGGGGAAGACACCACCAAAGGAGUGAUGAUGUGUAUGCACAUUACAAGGCCACGGACAGGGACUAUUCACACAAUGGAGACGACUCUUCAUAUGAUCGCAGAGGUUACAACCAAAAGCCAAGAGAAAUGGAUGAGAGAGGCUCUGCUGGUGACAGGAGGGCCAAACAAAACAGACAGAGGGACAUGACAACUGCCUCUCACAAGGAGCCACCUGCUUACAGAGAUCACGACCACAACCAUGAAGGACCCUCAAGGCUGUCCACGGAGACAUCAGUGCAAUACUCUGAAGGGCAGUAUUAUGAACAACAACACAGACAAGCUCUUUACAAUCUCAGAUACGUGUUAACCAGUAGAGGUCUUUGCCAGGUCAUGGAGCUGUUCGUUAAUAUGCUUAUCGUCAUCUGUGCCGGAGUGCCCUACAGCAACAAUGGGGGUUACCGUGACCUGGCCAGCCUCGGUGGACUCUACUAUUAUUACUACGGUGGAGCCGGUGCCUUCACAGGAGCCGAGGCAGACAAGGUGAAGGAGCUGGACCUGCUGUUCCACCAGCUCAAGCGGCCUCCGUACAUCUUCACCAUGGCCUGCGGUGGGGUUUUAAUGAUCUACGCUUGUGUCAUGCUUGCCCUGGGGAUUUUCAGAGUCCCUUACCGCUGGCCCCCUGUGCUGCUGGGGGAAGCUCUGCUGAACUUCCUGAUCGGCCUGGGCUACAUCCCUGCUCUGGCCUUCUACUUCAUUAAGCUGCAGGAAACCUACAAUAAUCCCAUCUGUAAAGAGAGAGAGCAGAUGUACAAGAGCAAAGGGCACAAGGGCUUUGACUGCCAGUUCAAUGGCGCAGAUAUCGCAGGAGGUCUCUUUGGGGUGCUGGGGGUGUUUGUUUUCAUCUUUGGUGCAGUGUUAGCUGUCAAAGCUUUCAGGUCAGUGCGGGAGCUAAAGAGGCAAAGGACAAACGAUGACAAUAAUUUUUAAGAUGGUUUUUCUCCAUGACAUAUGGCAAAAGUGGGAUUGAGUAGAAAUCCCUGUGACAAGAAAACAUGGAAGGCUUUCAUCAUAUUAGGUGUAACUGUGUAUUAACUCCUCUUGAAUGUGAUCGGAGAAUCAGAUUUUUAUCCACUUUUUACGCUUCAAUGAAGUUUUUAUAUUUGAUUUCAGAGAAUACUUUUUUAUUAUUACCUGUUUUCCAGUUUACAAACCUCUGUAUAGUGUCUGUUACAUUUUGUAUAAAUUUGUAGGUAUAAUAAACUACUCAAAUGGCAAAUUAGGUUUUUUCAGUCAUUUACAUGACAUUUGUGCAGAGAAAAUACUUUGAAACUAUAAACGUUAUCCAGGUGCACUGCCAAAGGCCUAGAUCAGAGGUGUCCAACCAAGCAGCAGCACACCAGAUUUGACUCAUUUAAUCAACUAAUCUCAGUCUUCAGACAAUUGAUUGGUCAAAACGUGUGCUCUUGAUUGGUUGGAACAAAAACCUGCAGCCACAUGGCCCUUUGUGGAAAAGUUUGGACACCUCUAGCCUAAAUCAUUCGUGUCCCACACCUAAAUUAUUGGCUACAUUAUCUCACUUUAUUCUGUUGAUCAUUAAUCCUGGCACAUGACAGACUGUUGUUGUAAAAGACUGAACUGACUCUUUCAUGGAACCAAAUGUCUUGAGCUCUUUAAAGGAAAAUGUCCAGUUACCAGUGUCAGAUGUAUUUUCUGCAUCAAGGGAGACAAGGGCAACAAAGCGUCGUUUGUUUUGAACUUUGUCCUCGGA